Molecule: messenger RNA, 1237 nt
Organism: Sorghum bicolor (sorghum)
Lineage: Eukaryota; Viridiplantae; Streptophyta; Magnoliopsida; Poales; Poaceae
Exons: 3
Coding region: 90-890 (266 amino acids)
Cellular component (GO): mitochondrial matrix
Source: RefSeq, a predicted model, not a curated record
ACAGAAGUCCCGGCUCCCGACCCUAAAACCCAGAAAACCCUAGUAGGCCUUCACACGCCGCCAGCGCCGCCGCUGCCGCCUCCUUCGCCAUGGCCCUCUUCGCCGCCGCCCGCCGCGCCGCGGCCUCAUCCGUCCCCAUCCUCCUCCGCGCCUCCGCCUCCUCGGGGUCCCACCGCAGCGCCGCCCUGCUCCGGCCCCUCGCUGCCGCCGUGGCGCGGCCAAAGCCCCGCGCGAUGCCGUUCUCCUCGGCCCCCGCGACGAGGCCCAGCUCCGACGCCGAGCUACUCAGCGUCAUCGACUCCGAGAUCAAGUACGCCGAGGAUUGCGACGACCACGACAGGGUUGAGGAGAUUCCAGAUAACUUCCCUUUCAAAAUCAGCGACGAGAAGGGGACGAAUGUAGUUACCCUUAAAAGAACAUAUCAGGGUGAGCAGAUUGAGGUUGUGGCUCACAUGCCCAGCCUUGUCACUGGAGAUGAGCCUGAUCAUGACCGUGAUGGUGAGGACGAGGGUGAGGACAAGGAGGGAGAUGACGAUGCGGAAGACGAAGGCCAGAAGCCCGAGCAGUCCAGCGUUCCUCUCACAGUCACUAUCACUAAGGGUGAUGGCCCGGUCCUUGAAUUCGCCUGCACCGCCUAUCCUGAUGAGGUCCUCAUCGACGCCCUGUCCGUGACGCAGCCCUCAGGGGAUGAUGAACAUGACAUGAUUGUGUAUGAGGGUCCUGAUUUCAAUGACCUUGAUGAGAACCUGCAGAGGGCAUUCCACAAGUACCUGGAGCUGCGUGGCAUUUCACCCAUGACCACAAACUUCUUGCACGAGUACAUGAUCAACAAGGACAGCCGUGAGUACCUGCUCUGGCUGAGGAAGCUGAAGGAUUAUUUCAAGCAGUAGAGAUCUACACCAUCGCUAUCAAUUCCCCCAGGCAUAAAAUGUUCUUUGCACAAUGAGAUUAGAGCCCUGAACUUCUCGUUUUAGAUAAAUAUGAAAGAUGAUUGUGCACUUACAUGAACUUCCGAAGUUCGUUUUUUUGGCUAUGGUUUUAGUGGUGUGAUAACGACCGGUUCAUCUGCAAGUUGGAACCAGUAUGUUUUGGAAAGGUUAAGUAGGAUUGGAAAUCCUGUUUCUCUGCUGUCUCUAAUGUCAGACAUGAAAUCUUUGUGAUGGGGUGGUGCCCGCGUGAUUGACACCUUGUGAUUGCCGAGCAGAACUCGGCACGAAAUGCGAAUGCGUGUUCACUU